AUGCCUAGAUCUAUUCUAGUAGUAGGGGCAACUGGAAAUCAGGGCGGCGCAGUCAUUAACAAUCUCCUGCAACUUGAGGCUGACUUCACCAUUCUCGCCGUCACGCUCAAUGCUGCAUCUCCAUUGUCCCAGAAGCUCACACAGAAGUCGUCCAAGAUUAAGGUGGUGCAGGGAGAUCUCGAACAUCCCGCCUCGCUGUUCGAGAACACCAGGCUGGUCGAGUCUGAGCCAGUAUGGGGGGUCUAUUUUGUACAGAAUCCAUUCGCCAGCAAUCAUACCCUGGAGCAAGAGUUGCAACAAGCAAAGAAAUUCAUCGACGAAUGUAUGAAACAUAAAGUGAGCUUCUUCGUCUACGGCUCUGUUGACCGUGGUGGCGAAAGGUCGUUCAACAACCGUACACCUGUCCCACACUUCGCCAGUAAAUAUGACAUUGAAUACUACCUGGCCGAAAAAGCCCCAAUGGCGAACAUGAACUAUACUUUCCUCCGGCCAACUGGUUUCAUGGAUAACUACAAACCGGGAUUUCAAUCCAAGAUGUUCUUGACGUGCUGGAAGAUCGCCCUUAAAGACAAGCCGCUACAACUCAUUGCUGUUUCUGAUAUAGGAUACUUCGCGGCACAGGCAUUUAUGGACCCACAACGGUACAAAGGUCAGGCUAUUUCGCUAGCUGUCGAUGAGUUGACAUUCGAUCAAGCUGCCAAGAUAUUCGAGAAAGCGACUGGUCAGAGAAUACCCCUUACUUUCGGUUUCGUCGCUUCCAUUGUUCUCUUCCUUUUAAAGGGUAUCGUUGCAAUGUUCCAGUGGAUGGUGGAAGAGGGCUUUGGUGCUAGUGUCCAGGAGCUGAGGGAGAGUCAUCCGGGUAUGGUGGACUUUGCAACCUAUCUCGAGACGGAAAGUGGAUAUGUAUCAAAAGGUGAUAAGUAA
Fusarium sp. VM40 is the source of this 924-nucleotide messenger RNA. The record is from the annotation of a GenBank genome assembly. Lineage: Eukaryota; Fungi; Ascomycota; Sordariomycetes; Hypocreales; Nectriaceae.